AGCCAUCAGCUGUUCAACUGUCAAAAAUGUUACACUUCAAUAUUGACAUAUAUAUGAAAGAUAAGUUAGAUUUUUUAUUCCUUACGAGGUUAAAUUUGCUACAAGAUAUUUGAAAUACAAUUUGCGGAGGCAAAGAGAUAUUAGUACAAUGGACCAUAAUUAUCUGUUUAUUAUAAUUGAUGACGCAGCGCACCAAAAUGAUUCGCAAAAAGAGUUGAAGAAGAAUAAUAUUAAAGGCGAUAUGAAAGUUUCAAAUAUUCGUGGUCCAAUAAACUUGUUAUAUCAUAAUAAUUUAAUGUUAUAUUGUUAUAUAGCACAAUUAGUAUUUUUAUUUAGUUAAAAGUUACAUGGUGUAGUGUUAAAUUUUCAAAACAAAAUGGAACAUGCGACUAUAGGGUGGAAGCGUUAUACACUGGUACAACCAUCUCUGAUGAUUCUAAUAUUUGCUCAAGCAAUAUCUAGUAAUAUUUUAACAGAUUUAAUAGUAUAUCGUACUUGUAGUACAAUAUUAAAUAUAAAUAAAACAGAAUGUUUGCUAUUGCAUGAAAAUAGCAGUUCUGCAGAAACAUUGAAAAUAGAUGCACAAAUUCAGCCCAAAGCAAGCUUAAUUUUAAUGACAAAAUCAAUUAUUGAAAGUAUUAUACCUGCUUUGUUGUCUUUAUUUUUGGGACCAUGGAGUGACAUAAAUGGAAGGAAGUCUAUCAUAUUGUCUGGAUAUAUUGGUGUAUCACUGACAUACUUUAUUCUUUCCUUCAUGACUGUUUGGGAAAUAAAUCCAUGGUAUUUGUUAAUUGCAUAUAUUCCAUAUGCAUGUUGUGGAGGAUUCUGCAUAAUUUUACUAGGUACUAUUUGUUACAUUUCUGAUAUAUCAGAUGAUCAAGAAAGAGGGUGGCAAUUAGCUUGGAUGGAAGUUUUGAUAUCUGUUGGUAUUUUAAUUGGUAUAUUAGCUGGCCCUGUUAUUUUUCAAUCAUAUGGAUAUACAAUUGUAUUUGCUAUUGCUACUAUAUGUUGCAUUUUAGCAGGAUUGCUUAUUUGCUUUCUAGUUCCUGCAACUACAUACAACACAAAUUCAAUGACUGUAAAAAGUUUAUUUGAUAUACAUUUGGUUAGAAAACUUAUUAAUACUUGUACAAGCAAACGAGAAGGUUUUAAUCGAUAUAUAGUUUGGUGCUAUAUAAUUUCUAUUAUUUUAAUGAUUAUUCCCUUACAAGGGGAAAUAACUGUUGGCUUUUUAUUUGUAAGUGCUAGACUUGGUUGGGAUGUAAAUAAAUAUUCUAUUUAUACAGCUGCAAAUAUAAUACUUUCAAUUCUUGGACUGGUAUUUGGAGUAAAAGUCUUGAAAAUGUAUGGAGGAUUUUCUGAAGAAGUAUUAGCUAUAUUAUCAUUAUUAUCCUCUGUGAGUAGUUGUUUAGUACAAAGUUUUACAUUGAAAACUUGGCAUAUGUAUUUAUCUGCAGUUAUUGGUAUGUUUGGUGGUGUUGCUACUCCUAUGAUUCGUGCUAUACUAUCCAAAUUAGUACCUCCAGCAGAUACUGGUAAAAUAUUUUCCUUAAUCAUAUGUAUUGAAACAUUGACCCCACUUGUGGCAUCUUCUUUAUAUAGUAUCAUUUAUUUACAUUUUAUGCCACCUAUAUAUCCAUUACCAGUUUGGUUACUUUCUGUAGGAAUUUAUAUUGUUGCAAUACUUGUUUUAAUACACAUACAAAUUCAAAAUGCAAAACCUAACUCUGUAAGAUACACAUCAUUGACACAAAAUGGUGAAUUACCAUCAUAAACUUUGAUAGAUGUUUAUUUUAAAGACA
Messenger RNA from Eufriesea mexicana, 1802 nucleotides. Its product is annotated as proton-coupled folate transporter. Gene Ontology annotation, biological process: transmembrane transport. Gene Ontology annotation, cellular component: membrane. The coding region runs from base 377 to 1774 and encodes 465 amino acids. The transcript is spliced from 6 exons. NCBI's taxonomy places the organism in Eukaryota, Metazoa, Arthropoda, Insecta, Hymenoptera, Apidae. Gene Ontology annotation, molecular function: transmembrane transporter activity. The record is from RefSeq and is a predicted model, not a curated record.